UCAACAAUUUUCCCGCUUUCUCCGUCACAAUGCAUUUCUUUUAGAUGCUAAUGACUUGCUUCUAGAUCUAGAUACCAGAGCUUUCGCACAAAAUAUACUUGAUUUUUUGUACAUCUUUUAUCUGCAGUAAUAUAGGCCAUUAGCUAUAAUAAUAUUCAGAAAAUUACGCAGUUUUUUCUCUUUUAUCUGUAAUGAUAGCAAGCUCGUGCGACACUGGGAAGGCGGGAUCAAUCACAGGAACAACACUAGGCAACCAUCAAAAUUGAAAACAAAAAGAAAUUUUAAACAGGGACGUUUGCCUUAUUCACACUAUCUUAGAAACAUUUUUGAGGAUGUCGAAAUCGUCUAGCCUUGGUAAACAAUAAUCGCAUCUCAACUUCUCAAAAUAAGUCAUAAACCAUGAUUACGUUAUACCCAAAACCUUCUAUGCCUGUCUAAGUUUUUUGUUCUUUUUUUGUUUUGUUUGUUUAUUGGCGAUAGCUUUUUCUUCCCCACGUGUGAUUAUUGAAUGGAUAUCUUCAACUGACGACUUGCCUGCCAGAAGUUGAGCAGAAGUUCCGCAUAGCUCGCGAUCAGAUAAAAAUAUCAUAAGAGAUUUCGGAAUUACACAGAAAUAUUAACUGAUAUCUGCACCUGUAUUAUAUACAGCAUCACGCAGCUUUUAAGGCAAAAUCCACUUUAAAAAAAUAGCCUUACGUUUUUAUGUAUAUAGAGUAGUAAAAAAAAAUAGGAAAUUCAAGGCUAGAGCUUCAUCUGGUUCUGUUAGAUUAGAUAAGUAAAAGCAAACAGAAGUUGCUGUGAGUCGUGUAUCAUUAAAAAAGAACCGUGAAUUGUCAUUUUAAUUUAAAUGGUACAUUGACCACAAACGGCGAAUUACUUUUACUUACAUAUUUUUAUCGUGUGUUUUUUUUUCUUUUAGUAUUAUGGUCUUUAGUUUAGAGAGCAUGGAAGCAGUAAAUCGUCCAUUAAAUUAGUCUUACAUUAGCGUUUCACCGCCCACAAGGCAUACAGAGCCGUGGGAUUUAAAGCAACAAUAGAUUAUUCUAACAGUUUAAACAAAUAUCAGCCAAUAAAGCCACACAUUGCGAAAUUGCUGAAUACCACCAGUGGUUUACGUAAUUAGAAAAGAGUGAAACAAAUAGUCCUAUUUGUAGACAUGAAUGGUGAAUGCGAAAAAUUAGUUGAAAUGCGGAUGAAAUCAUGACAAUAUCUAGAUCAUUUAAUAAUCUAUACGAUAAAAUGGCAAAAAAAUAUGUUUUGUAGGUGACUCUUGAAAAUGCACUUGUUUUGAACUAUCUUUUGUUGCGAGGAGAUGUCGGAAAAAAGGAGAUAAUUGACGCUCGCUUCAAGGUUCUAUUCAAAGCAUUUAUCUCGGGUUUCAUCUGCGCUUCUAUGGGCGCACGACAAGCGAGGUUGACAAGAGUAAUUAGGAUCUAUUUUACGCGACAAUGCCCUUCGUGGGCAGUUACGGGCAUGAUAAGGGCGAGGGGCGGGACCAUAUUCGUAUAAAAGAAGUGCACAAAACUGCCACAAAACACAGCCGUAAGACCCAUCGAACACGGACUAGCGACAUCGAAAAGACCAGUCAUACACGCAGACAAAACGUGGGGAAGGUUACAAGGCAUCUCUCUUCAUCCCAAUUUCAUUUCACAGAAACAAAUAAAGAUGACGUCGACUACCAAUCUACUAAUCGUGUGUGUCAUCCUGGUUCUCUCGCUGUGGCAUGCAACCGCUGACCCUUGCACAAACGACUGCGAGCGAGAUUACCUGAGGUGCUUUCUACGGUGUGACAAUCAGCUGGACUGCGCAGUAGCAUGCGGGAAGUUAAACGCCAACUGCAUGAGCCGAUGCAGCAAGCUCCGAACGGGACGAGGACUACACUACAAAUUCUUUAGAGAUAUUGAAUAAAAAGAGAAAAUAGAUAGAGUAGAAAGUAUACCAACAGAGAUAAAGCAAGAUAAACAUAUUUUUUCUCAAACUUUUCACAAAGUAAUUCUUAUGAUGUAAACGUAUACAUUCUUUCUUUACUUCUUUUUUUACAUAAAACAUAUAAUAAAUACAAUCUAAAGGCCCAAAGAAAGACGUGAAAUUUUCAGCACGUGAAAAAGUUCACGUUUACAGUGUAUAGCGUUUUGGACGAAGUUUCCCUGAUAUUUAUUUCUUUAUUGUUAGAUUCUGGUCGACAAAUGAGCUGUAAAAGCCCCUUUCGCAAAGUUUAUCUUUAAAUGCCACUCAAAUGGGGUAUCCUGUAUCUCAUUUCCCUGAUAACAAACUACUAAGAGUUGGUACUAGAAUGAUCUCAUCUAUCUACGACCGUGAACUUGUCAUAUCUUGGUACUUACACUUGGACUACCCUUACCUCAAGCUGAACUUUUCCUUAGGAUUAGUACUUGAUUCCAAGGGAAAUGUAAUCUCUUUUAAUUAAAAAAAACAAGAGACCAUUGUCCCUCGGGAAUAAGUGCAAGACAAGAGACUAAACUUUAAAAAGCAGAGAAGGUUUGAGGAAAUUUGUUUGUUUAUCUUUACCCUAUUUUUUGCUGGAUGUUAUUUAAAAUUACUUAUGAUAAUAAGUAAAUAUUCAUAUAAUAAAAGCUAACACAUU
Messenger RNA from Nematostella vectensis (starlet sea anemone), 2602 nucleotides. RefSeq lists its product as uncharacterized. The transcript has 3 exons. Bases 1449 to 1736 code for a protein of 95 amino acids. Lineage: Eukaryota; Metazoa; Cnidaria; Anthozoa; Actiniaria; Edwardsiidae. The record is from RefSeq and is a predicted model, not a curated record.